Molecule: messenger RNA, 1831 nt
Organism: Brassica napus (rape)
Lineage: Eukaryota; Viridiplantae; Streptophyta; Magnoliopsida; Brassicales; Brassicaceae
Product: protein TOM THREE HOMOLOG 1
Exons: 11
Coding region: 681-1574 (297 amino acids)
Source: RefSeq, a predicted model, not a curated record
UAAAAGCUUCCAGAUCACGAAAACCCAAGCCGCCAUACUCUUUAGACAAACAAAGCUUAUCCCAUGGUAACGAGUGAAUUUUCCUCAGGUGAGAAUCUGCUCCCCACCAAAAAUCUGUCAUUGCACUAGAGAGCUUCGAGCACAACUUCUUUGGAAGUUUAAAAACAAACAUAGCAAACACCGGAAGAGCUGAAGCUGUGGAUUUAAAAUAAUAUCUCUUUUCCACGUUGAGAAAGCUUACGCAUAUAACAAGAGUUCAGCCUGCCAUUAGUUCUUUCUUUAAGAUAUCCUUUGAGAAUUCAUGAGAGGUGUUGUAAACUUCAAUUUUAUUUCCAGCUAGCCUUGGCUUUUCCACGUGGAACAAUGACAACAACCUAGCGUGUCGGUCACCACAACUUGUCCUCCUCAAAAGAAUCACCGGCUAUUUCCAGUUACUUUAUCAAUCCGCUCUUCUAUUGUUUCCACGUCAUUCUCUGUAUUUCCCCGUCACGGUCGUUCUCAAUCUUAUUUCUGGAACACUAUAAAAAACCUUUUUUAUAAAAAAAGCAAAAGAAAAAAACAAACUAAAACAAGGAAGGAAGGAAGGCGAAGGAGAGAGGAGAAGUGAUUCGAUCGAUUCUCUUUUCGUUUGAUCGAAGCUAAAACCAUCAACGAAUCAGACUACAUUUGUUUCGUAUGAGAUGAGAACCGGCGGCUUGUUUCUGAUGCACUCUUUGUCGUCUCCUUCCUCGGCGGCAUCGCUUAACCUGAAGGAAGGUACGAAUUGGUGGUGGGACGUGAACGAGUCUCCGGUCUGGCAAGACCGUAUCUUCCACCUCCUCGCUGUCUUAUACGCAGUCGUUUCCGUCAUUGCUGUGAUUCAAUUGGUAAGGAUACAGUUGAGGGUUCCGGAAUACGGAUGGACGACGCAGAAAGUCUUUCACUUUCUCAAUUUCCUCGUGAACGGAGUUCGAGCUCUAGUGUUUGUCUUCAGGCGUGAUGCACAGAACAUGCAGCCAGAGAUUCUACAACAUAUCUUGCUUGACAUUCCGAGUCUUGCUUUCUUUACAACGUAUGCGCUUCUCGUCCUCUUUUGGGCUGAGAUAUACUACCAGGCACGUGCUGUAUCAACUGAUGGACUGAGGCCAAGUUUCUUCACUACUAAUGCCCUUGUCUAUGUUGUUCAGAUUGUGCUUUGGUUGGUGUUGUGGUGGAAGCCUGUUCACGUUACGAUUAUCAUUUCCAAGAUGUUCUUUGCAGGUGUGUCAUUGUUCGCGGCCCUUGGAUUUUUAUUAUAUGGAGGAAGGCUUUUCCUAAUGCUGCAACGGUUUCCAGUAGAAUCGAAAGGGAGGCGCAAGAAGCUGCAAGAGGUCGGUUACGUGACAAGCAUCUGCUUUACCUGUUUCCUCAUCAGGUGCAUCAUGAUGUGCUUUAAUGCGUUCGAUGAUGCAGCAGAUCUUGAUGUCUUGGAUCACCCCAUCCUAAACUUCAUAUAUUACCUGUUGGUGGAGAUACUGCCUUCUUCGCUGGUCCUCUUUAUCCUAAGAAAGCUUCCACCAAAACGUGGUAUCACACAGUACCAUCCGAUUCAGUGAAACUGAGAGUGUAUCCCAUGGAGAUGGAUGCAAACAAUCAAAACACCUGAGGUAAUACAAUAAUAGAGAGAAACAUGUCAAACAGCUGAAAAUGGUGGAACGUUAAUCUCUUUUCUUUAAGCAGGAGUGUUAAGAUCGUGUAGGUAAAUCGUGGGGGGUUCUUGCUCCUCUUCAUAGAUAUAAUUGUACAUGUAAAGGAUUGAAGAAUGAUCAGUUGUGAUAUCUUCGUAAACUAAUUGAAUAUGGUUUAACUAGUA